AACUUGCAGAAGCAUCAACUCUGCCGGUUUUGAACGAUUCGAAGCUCUUGUCGAAUCUCUCUUCUCUGAUAUUGGAACUGCACACCGCGGUGAAAACCGUUGCUGGUUUAGAGGACUCUUUAGAACGUGUUUUUGUUUCCUUCUGGAGCUUUCGUUUGGCUCGGCAUUUGAUCUGAGGGCAUGUUUAGUCUUUGAUUUUUGUCAACAAAACAGUGUAUGUUGGUUUUGCUGGAAUGUUAACCCAUUCCUAAGGGCAUUUAUUCGGACUGCGUCAGCCCGCUGAUUUGGGGGCGGGGAAGGGAUGUAUAACACGUCGAGAGUGGCUGUGAGAGUCCUUCGGUUAUACAAUGGGAAAGACGUUUAGACAUAUUUGUUGUUAAGUUGAGCUCAAAUGGAUUUGGAGGUUAAAGGAGUUGCUGCAUCUCCAAGAAGGCAAGCACCACUGUCUGCAAGGAAAAACACACUUGUUCAAGGAUGGAGGCCUCAUAUAAAAUCAGUCCAUGGUCCUCGGCCAGCAGAAGUUCCAUGCCUUGACUUGGGGAAGUUAGCAGAUUCAGAGGAUGAGGAUGGAGGUACAUCAUACAGAGCUGGGUAUCCUCAUAUUGGUUCUCCAUAUUCACCAACUAUUGGCUGGGGCACUCCAUUACAAAGUCCUUAUGCACAGCAUCAUAGCAUUCAGCAGAUGGCAAGAAAAUCUAGCCAGAAGAAAGCUGAGCUUCCUUUGUGUGAACAAAAAAUAGUACCAGAAGAUCUGCCACCCCCAACAGAAACAUACAAAUUGAAGUAUCAGCAGUAUGAAGCAGAAAUGAAAGAGGGAUAUAAACAGUAUUCACAAAGAGCUUCAGAAAAGAAAGUAAAGAAUGACCAGUCUCAUGAAUCUCCAAGAAAAAUAACUCAGCAAAAGGAGUUACAGCCAGAAAAUCAAAUGGAUGAUGAACUGACAAUUCUUGAUGAGAAAGCUCUGUUGCAGCAAUGCUAUACAAACAAACCCUACACAAUGCAACACAGCAUAAAGAAACUAGAAGCUGAUGAUGUAGCAGCAGAGAGAAGAAAGCAAACUGUAGUGGAACAAGUGAUGAUAGAUCAGUUAUCUAGAGCUGUGAUAAGUGACCCGGAGCAAAAUAGAAAUUCUGAUACUUAUGAGAAGGAUCCUGUCCUUCCAGGGUUAAGAACAGCACCUCUGCGCUUUAGGAAAAGAACAUUACAUGAAACAAAAAUAAGAACUAGGUCAGCAUUAACUGAAAAUGUGCUUUCCAACAAGUUACGGUUUGAUGGUAGAUUGAUAUCAAGAAACGGACGUGAUGCUUGUCGAGAACUGAUUGGAUUUUUUUUUGCUUAUGACAAAUCUCUAACUCUAUAUGAAUAUCGACAGUUUGGUAAAAAUAGAACAAAUGCAUUACCUUUCAUUCAGAAGGGAGUUUAUAGUCAUCAGCGUGGACAAAGAAAAGGAAAACAAUAUACUCUUAAUGACUUCUAUGUUGGAGCAGACCUAACAUUUCUGAGCCUUCAUCAUCCUGGCCUUCCAGAAAGUAUUAAGCAGACACCUGUAUUUACAAUCCGUGUCACAAAUAUCGAUGAAACUGCUAGAGCUUUUCUAAAGUCUGCUGAUCUCACAAAUGAGGAACAUCCUAUCAAACAGGAAGAGGAUGGCAAGAGUAUUUUUAGGAGGGUUCAAGAUGGGCUAAAAAAAAAACUAAGUAAAAGAGGAGUUCGUAUUGUAACCAGAUUAGGAAAGUACUUCCGAGAACUGGACAAGAAACAAAAUGGAGUUCUCACAAAAGCAGACUUCAAGCAAGCACUAAAAGUGUUUUGCUUAGAAGUUCCUGAUGAGGAUUUUGAAACUUUGUGGUUAAUACUUGAUGACAACAAUAAUGAUGAAAUUAAUUUUAUUGAGUUUAUCCGUGCCGUUCUUGGAGAAAUGAAUGAAUAUAGGAAAGCAUUUGUCAGAAAGGCUUAUAUGAAACUGGAUUACAACAAAACUGGCAGUGUGCCUAUGGUAAAUAUUAGGAAAUGCUAUUGUGCCAGAAAACAUCCUCAAUUCCUAGCAGGUAAUGCAACAGAGGAGGAAAUUAAAUCUUCAUUUCUAGAAACACUGAAGGAUGCCUGCAGUGAUCCUACUGAAGUUUCAUUUUGUGAAUUUGAGGAUUAUUAUGAAGGAUUAAGUAUUGGAAUUAUGGAUGAUGAAGAUUUUGUUAACAUACUGAGGAAUCCAUGGGGAAUUUAGAAUACAUUGUACUGACAUGAUAUGUAGCCAAAGAAAGUCAUAACUAAAUCCCAUGAAAUGGUUGAGAUAAGUUAGUUGUGACCAACUUAGUCCCAUUGAUUUCAUUGGGACUUAGUCAUGACUCAAUUGUCUUGGAUCAAACCAGUUGUAAAUAUCUGAGUGCUAGCAUUUGGCAAGCAUUAACUACUGAAUGAAAAUGUAAUAGAUUGACCUGAAUAGUCUGAACAUAUUUCAGUAAAUGUUAAACUCUUUUUUUUUUUUUUGCUAAAUAUUUUAAUAAGAAAACUGUUUUUACUAAGUUUUGGCACAAGUUCAGAAUAUUUUUCUUCCUCUUAAACUGUCAGUGGGAUCACAUUCUAGAUGACGGUUUUCCUGAAAUUAAAUAGGUGAAUUGUGAAACUGGAGAAAAGGAUAUAUGUGAGAGGCAGUUACAAAUGUGCUCUAUCAAGGGUGUAAUAUAUAUAAUUGAUUUUUUUUUAAAGUGACAGUAUCGAGUGAUCAUUAUGACGUUUUUGAAAAAUGAUUAUUCCUAGCAGGUUUGUAUAGAGAAUUUGAAAAGAUUUGGAAGUUCUGCUAGUUGACUGUCUAGCCCCAAAGUAUACAUACAUAGACAAGCUGGUGCCAGGGGUGGAGCCACCACUGGGCGAAUGGGUUUAAAGAACCCGGGCUGCCACCAAUCAGGGGCUGCGAGUGCGGCCCCAGACACUCCCCCCGCAUCUGAGGUCAGACGCGGGGGUGUUAUUUUGGUCCCAAACAGCGCCGCACGGCCCCGUUUGGAGCCUAAAUGGGCCCGUGCUGCAUCAGCGCAGUCAGAGUGACUCUCCCUGCCCUAAAGGCAGGGAGAGCCGCUCCUGGUCUCACUGCCAACGCAGCGGGGCCGAUCGAUCUCCCUUCCAAAUGAGGCCACGGAGCCCCAUUUAGGAGAGCGAUCAGCCCACACUGCAUUGGCAGCGCCAAUGGUGGUGGCAGCAGCGGUGCCUUUAAGGCAGGGAGAGUCACUCCAGCCCACGCUGCCCAACGCAGCGCGGGCCUAUCUCCCAAACAGUGCCGUGUGGCCCUGUUUGAUAGGGGGACUAUGCCCCCUGUGUCUGACAUCAGAUGUGGGGGCGUGGCUAGCCGGCCCCUGCAUCUGACGUCAAAUGUGGGGAGCAACGCCAGGGGGCCGUGGCGGCAACUGCACACAGACCGCCACCAGCCUCACUACGCUCCUGGCUGGUGCAAAGGAACAAUAUACUCAAUACUACAGAAGGGUAUCCAAGCAGUCUGCAUGAUUACAUCAAGUAACUCUUCCUCGGGUUAUUUUCCUGAGUGUUAUUCCCACUUACUGUAAUUUUAGCACAAACCAAUAACAUAGAAAAUGCUUUAUAGAUAGGCUCUUAUGUUAUAGCUGACUCUGUUUUAUAAUCUGUGGGAACUACACCUAAACUGAGGAGCACUUCACAGCUGUAGCUAGAAUAAGGAAACUUGAACUUUGAAAAUUAAUAUAUUAUUAAGAGUGAUUCACACAUCCCAGUGUUGACUCUUUUUUACAAUUUUUUUAAAUUUCUCUGAAUUUUCUAAUUAGAUUUUUGUUUACUGCAGAUUAAUUGCAGGAGUGUGUUUUUAAUGCAUAGAAUAUGCUUUAAGCAUUAUACCUUUAAAAAUAAUAAAUUCUGAAUUCAAAAUCACUCAGAUUUCCCAACUACUUUUAGAUCUAUGUAUUUGUGAACAGUCUCCUUUAGUAUGGCUAUAAUAUAUUUGUUAUGACCUGUCAAAUUUUUUUGGUAAUUUUUAAUUGCCCAUUUUGUAAUCAAAAUAGAUGAUUAAUUUUGAAAAUAUCAGUUUAAUCUAUUAUUCAACUAACACUGCACAUUUCAUUUAAUGCUCCUAAUAUGCCUUUUACUCAUUUUUGUAAAUAAAAUAGAAUGUUUAUUUGUUUUAAAAUGUCCUAUUUCUAUAGAGUAAAAUUAUUUGAAUAUUUUAAUUGUAUUAGCUUAUUGUUAUGGUAAAAGAUGCAAUUUAAUGGUAGGGCUUUUUAAAAUUUGGUGCUACUAAACUAUAUACUUCUUAA
Molecule: messenger RNA, 4274 nt
Organism: Hemicordylus capensis (graceful crag lizard)
Lineage: Eukaryota; Metazoa; Chordata; Lepidosauria; Squamata; Cordylidae
Gene: CAPS2
Product: calcyphosine 2
Exons: 20
Coding region: 392-2224 (610 amino acids)
Molecular function (GO): calcium ion binding
Source: RefSeq, a predicted model, not a curated record